AUGUCGGACUCCGACGACAACGAUCCACAGGAGGUCUUUGAUCCUAGCGCGGAUCUGCUCCUAGAGAUCGCUUCCAAUUCAUCUGGCGGUCGGCGCAAGAGCCUCCGCCUAGCUGAACAACAUCCCGGAUCCCGCACAGACGAAGCUGACAUGCUCAUCGCACAGCUACGGGACCAAGGCAUCACACCAGCCCCAGGCCUGCUUCCUGCCCAGCUCCGGGAUCUAGCAGACUACGUGUCCCUUCAACCUGGUCCCAGCUCCGUCCCAUCUAACCCAGCCGACUUCUCCGCCGCGCCUGCCCGCGGGCGCAAACGAACCAGGAAAGCGGCUCCAUCCAAGGCCCCCACGGCUAAGAUAAGUAACCCACCAGCCCGUCCCCGUGCGCCGGCACCCAUCCCAGCUCCAGGCGACAUGCUAACAACCACCUUGCAGUCCCUGGCCUCAACUUUACAAAACAUCGACAACCGGCUGGAGACGCUCGAAAACGCGGCACACUUCGCCUCAUCCUCAAACACCAGCGCUCCGCAGUUCUCGUUAGCACAAACAGCCACGCACACGCUCUCCCUACCCAGCGAAAACCCUCAACACACCUUGGCCUCAGCUGUCCCGGCGCCCGGUAUAGGUAGGCCGUACAUCCCUCAGGCUGCAAACAUUUCAGCACGCCUCCGAUCAAAAAUCCUACAAGGCAAAGACAUAAACUUAGUCAGCCUCAUCCUGCCAUCGCCAGAGUGCGAUAAAACAAUUGCAGCAGGAGAAAACCUAACCGCGGUGUUCAAAACCACCGAUCCACGCCUAAUCAGAGAUCUGUCAAUUGGACAAUUCCUUAUUGCCUUCAGUAUCUUCCGCGACACAAUAUGCUCCGUCUACCCCCGAACGGAGACAGGAAUUAGACGCAUACUUGGUUUCCACGUGGGGGUCCCGUCCUCUCCCACCGUCACAUACGUGGCAAAAAAUCUCCAGUCCGCAAUCAAGGAACCAGGAAUUGUUUCUCAGUUGCUCGAGAAAGAAGUGGGAAAAGGCUACAUCAUCGGUCCAUUUAAAUCCUCUCCAUUCGCAGUGUUUCGCUCAAACCCCAUAGGCAUAGCCACACGGAAAUAUUCUGGAAAAAAGAGACUAAUUUUCGAUCUCUCAGCCCCCCGAACCGGCCCCUUCGCAAGCAUAAACAGUACCAUCCCGAUAGAACGAUUUAAAAUCAUCCCCGUACAUCCCUCACAGUGGAAUCUGCUCGGCGUCCGAUGGGAAUCCAAAUUCUACUUCGCGGUACGCCUGACCUUCGGGUGCAGGAGUAGUCCAAGCAUAUUCAACCACCUGUCCGAGGCGCUGUGCUGGAUCCUGCUGAACAGAGUGAGAGUCCCCUCUGUUCUCCAUCUCCUGGAUGAUUUUCUCCUGGUAGAUUCCCCGCAAGACAGCUCAGGCGCGUCUCUCAAAAAAUUGAAAUGCUGUUUUCAAUCACUCGGUGUACCCCUGUCGGAAGAAAAAACAAUAGGCCCAGAUACACGGCUGGAAUUCCUGGGCAUCACAUUAAAUUCCAUCGAAAUGAAAGCGUCCCUCCCAUCAGAGAAAUUACUACGCAUUCGCGAAAUCGCAAAAACAUACAGCGACGCAAUAAACAUCACCAAGCAGCAGCUGCUCUCUCUCCUUGGUCACCUGAACUUCGCUAUGCGUGUAAUUCCCCAAGGACGCUCCUUCAUCUCCCGUCUCCUGGAAACCGCAACCUCCGUUCCGAAUCUUCACGACAAAAUAUCGCUCGACGAAGGACGCCGAUCCGACCUGCGGUUCUGGUCCCACCUGCUCGACCAUUGGAACGGUGUCACUUUUUUUUAUGAAGACCUGGUUCACUCCUCCGACUCAAUACAGUUAUUCACGGAUGCCGCCCCAUCCGUGGGUUUUGGGGGUUUCUUCCAAGGCCAGUGGUUCGCCAGCCGCUGGCCUCCCUCCUUCCCAACACACAACUUAUCUUCCGCUUUAUCUGAAAUCUACCCCAUUGCCGUCGCAUGCCACAUCUGGGGACAGCAUUGGGCACGUAAGCGAAUCUCGGUCCUCUGUGACAACCAAACGGUGGUGAACAUAAUCAAUAAGGGGCGGUCCUCAUGCAAAAUCAUCAUGCCAUUCAUGAGAAGCAUCACGUGGUCUGCCGUUACACAUAAUUUUAUCAUCACUGCAUGUCACGUACAAGGGCAUUUCAACACCCUCGCUGAUUCUCUUUCCCGUUUUAAUUUUCAGACAUUCCGACGUCUCUGUCCAGAAGCCUGCUCCAGCCCAAUUCCAGUUCCUCCUCUCCACGUUCUCUCUCUCUAUUAA
This is a messenger RNA of Limanda limanda (common dab), 2301 nucleotides long. RefSeq lists its product as uncharacterized. Bases 1 to 2301 code for a protein of 766 amino acids. Lineage: Eukaryota; Metazoa; Chordata; Actinopteri; Pleuronectiformes; Pleuronectidae. The transcript is spliced from 2 exons. The record is from RefSeq and is a predicted model, not a curated record.